UAAAGUUUUAUCACAAUUUUACAAAGUGUUGUCACUUGAUUUAUCUAGUAUGCAUGUUACAAAAUAGAGAGGAGGUGCAUUGUUAAGGUAGACGAGCCAACGCCCACUGAGGCUUGUUACUGCUGCGGAAUGAGUUUAAGAGGAAGGACAGCCACGUGUUGUGACAUCCCUCGCUAGUUCCACUUUUCAUUUUAGAAACCUAUUUUGUUGGUUGCAUUUUGUGAAAUGAUGUAGGCACCAUGUUUUUCUUCGAGGCUUUGAUGUGGAAGACAUGGCAAACCGGGAGCGAAACAAACGGACCUUACUGGAGCUGGUGAAGCUGCCGGAGAACAGUCACUGUGCAGACUGUGGAGCACCAGAUCCAGACUGGGCAUCUUACAAGCUGGGUCUGUUUGUGUGUUUAACUUGUUCCGGCAUACACCGCAACCUAUCCAGCCGAGUAAAGUCCAUAAAACUUGACUACUGGGAAGAUGAGCUUGUGGCGUUUAUGAAAUCAAGCGGUAAUGCCAGAGCCACAGCGGUGUAUGAAAAAGUACUUCCUCCUUACUACUACCGGCCUCAGCAGACUGACUGUGCUGUUCUAAGAGAGCAGUGGAUCCGGGCCAAAUAUGAAAGGACGGAAUUCACAGGAGAAACAAAGUAUCCGCCUCCGUCUUAUACCACAGGCUUCUAUGAAGGGAUGCUGUGGAAGAAAGGCAAGGAGAACACACAGUUCCUAAAGAGGAAGUUUGUUCUGUCUGAGCGAGAUUUUACUCUGGCUUACUACAACAAGGAAAAUGAGUCCAAAGGCCCAAAAGCCGUCAUCGCUAUCAAGGACUUGAAUGUGACUUUUCAACCGGAGAAGAUAGGUCAUCCCCAUGGGAUGCAGAUUACUUACCUCAACAAAGACCGCACCAGGAACCUUUUUGUUUAUCAUGAGAGUCCCGAGGAAACAGUCACAUGGUACAACGCCCUUCGUGCUGUUCGCUAUGCAUACCUAAAGACAGCAUAUCCGACCGGAACUGAAGCAGAUCUGAUACCAAAUAUUAUGCACAAUUACCCUAAAGAGGGAUACAUGGAAAAGACAGGGCCUCUGCAAAAAGAACCAUUCAAAAGGAGGUGGUUCAUUUUGGACUCUCAAAACAGGAAGUUGCUCUACUUCAAAGGCCGGUUGGACGCAGAGGAGCUAGGGGUCAUCUUCAUUGGGACAGAAAGCACCAGUUACUCUGUUAGCGACCGUGCUCCAAAACACCCUCGUGGAAACAAGUGGAAGUUUGGCCUCACCCUGGAGACACCCGAGCGGCAGUUUUUAUUCAUGUGCGAGCACGAGGGGGAGCAAAGAGAGUGGCUGGAUGCCCUCAGGCAGGUCAUGUCCAAGCCCAUGGCACCACAAGAUUAUACCACUGAGGCCAACAUCAGGAAUAAAAGAUGAGCAUCGGAGGUGUGACAGGAAAUGAAGCAUCGUUUUAUAUAGUACAUAAUAAUAGUAAUAGCAAAUCAUCAUGUGAUCAUUUUGCUCUGGUGGCAAAUGUGUCUAUAAAAUGACCACCACUGUACAAAUAACAAUUGUGAUAUCCUUCGUUACGAAACACUGUAUCCUAGUAAGUCUUCUGGGAACCAUGUUUUUGUUAACACCUAAGAGAUCUUGAGGGCAUUUUAUGCUGUUUAGUUGUUGAAAUGUCAGAGCAGAGCCAUUUUCGAAACAUUUUACAUUCUGUUCUGUAAAUUUGCCUAAAAUGGCAAAAUGCACCGACACAUUUGUUUUUUCUGACAAAAAAUGUCCCGCAUUAAAUGUUCCACAUUUCUUAAAACUAAUGCAGCCCUUUUUUUUUUUUAAUUCAGUUUGGACAAUACUGUAGUACUCGCUUUAAUUUUUUACAUACCGUAUGUAUUAUUUAUUUAUUGAUUUAUUUGUUUUACAUACACCAGAUGGUGAUAUUUUUCCUAAUCAAAGCACACAGCACCAACAGUAGAGACU
Messenger RNA from Dunckerocampus dactyliophorus (ringed pipefish), 1957 nucleotides. RefSeq names its product ArfGAP with dual PH domains 2 (gene adap2). Gene Ontology annotation, molecular function: phosphatidylinositol bisphosphate binding; GTPase activator activity. NCBI's taxonomy places the organism in Eukaryota, Metazoa, Chordata, Actinopteri, Syngnathiformes, Syngnathidae. Bases 272 to 1411 code for a protein of 379 amino acids. The record is from RefSeq and is a predicted model, not a curated record. Gene Ontology annotation, cellular component: plasma membrane; intracellular membrane-bounded organelle. Gene Ontology annotation, biological process: positive regulation of GTPase activity. The transcript is spliced from 11 exons.